AUGUCCUUUCCUUUGCUUGGUCUCAUGCUCUUCUUGCAAUCUGCAUAUACAACAAUGGAGAUGUCUCAGCUCAGUUGUCAUUAUUACCGGGAGCCCAGCACCUACAUGGAGGCAGAUAUAAUCCUCAGUACAUUUAUCCCCAUUCACAUCCCACUUGAUCUACUCCGAAAUGUCCAGAACAUUUUUGAGAGUGAACCAAGUCUACGAUGGAACACCUUUCUAUUUAGAUGGAAAAACUAUCAAAUUUUGCUGACCAUAUAUUUUGCCAUUGAGGAGAUUAAUAAGGACUCACAACUCCUUCCCAAUGUAAGCAUGGGUUUCCAUGUCUACAAUGCCUUUAAUUCUAACAUAAGAACCUUGGAGGGCCCUCUGAUGUUGUUGUCUGGAAAGAGUGAUUAUAUCCCUAACUACAAAUGCAAAAUGCAACACAAAACUCUGGGAAUCAUUUCGGGAACAAGACCAGAAUUUUCUGCUGCUAUUGGAACACUUUUGGAGCUCUACAAAGUCCCACAAGUCACAUACGGACCUUUUGAUACCAAGCUAAAUGACAAAGUUACAUUCCCAUCUCUUUACCAGAUGUCUCCCAAAUACAGCAGUCUAGUCCAUGGGGUGAUCUCUUUAUUGCUAUACUUUGGCUGGAAUUGGGUGGGGCUUUUUGUGGUUGAUGAGCUGAAAGGAAAAGAGUUCCUCUCUCAUCUGAAAGCAGAGAUGGCAUCAGAAGAUAUAUGUGUGGCUUUUACACAAAAAUUCCCAGCUUAUUGGAAGGAAGGUUUAAAAUAUGUUGUUGGUUUAGUGGACUUGACCCAACAUACACAAGUUAAUGUACAGGUAUUCUAUGGUGAUAUAGAUGACUUGAUAUUCUGCAUUGAUAAUAAAUUCUUUAUAGCUGGAGGGAAGGUGUGGAUCAUGGCUAAGCAACACUUCAUAUAUUUAGAGUCUAUAGCAAAUGAGAAUUAUUUGAUAAACGUUUUCAGAGGAAGCAUCUCCUUUUCAAAGAAGAGAGCAAUCCCUGGUUUCAAGCACUUUCUUGAGAAUCUUACACCUUCCCUGUACCCAGGAGAUUUUUACUUCUAUAAAUUCUGGAUUGACAGGUUUUUUUGUUCACCUCCUGCUUUUCCAUGUAAAUAUCUUAAACCCUGCCCAGCAAAUAUUUCCCUAAGGAUUAAGCACAAAAAAAUUGAGAUGAUGACCAUUUCUGAGCCCAGCUAUUCCAUAUGGAAUGCAGUGUAUGCACUGGCCCAUGCCUUCCAUAAAAUGCUAUUGAGCAAAACUGAAAUGGGAUCUAAAGAAGACAGAAACAUGGACUGGCUGCUACCAUGGCAGCUGCAUCCAUUUCUGAGGAAAAUUCAUGUGACAAAUGCUGCUGGAGAUGAAAUCAGCUUUGAUGAGAACAAGAAAAUUAUGGAAACAUAUGAUAUACAAAAUUUUGUGGAACAUACGAAGCAUAUUUCAUUACUAGUUAAAGUGGGAGAGUUUGUCUUUAAGAGUCCACAAGAUCAAGGCUUUUUCAUCAAUGAAGUUCUCAUUAAAUGGCCAAGCAACUUCAAUCAGACUCCUCAAUCUGUAUGUUCACAGAGCUGUGGUCCAGGAUUCUGGAAAGUUCCACAAGAAGAAAGACCUAUUUGCUGUUUUUCUUGUGUAUUUUGUCCAGAGCAGCACAUUUCCAACCAGACAGAUCAGCAGGAGUGCAUAUCUUGCUCAAGUCAACAGUACCCAGACCCUGGGAGAAUCCAGUGCCUGCCCAAGACAGUGACCUUCUUGUCCUUUGAGGAUCCUCUGGGCAUGGCCUUGGCCUGCACAGCCCUGUUCUGCUCUGUUAGCACAACUGCAGUUUUGGGGAUCUUUCUCAAACACCGAGAAUCACCCAUUGUUAAGGCCAAUAACAGAACUCUCAGCUACAUUCUGCUCAUCUCCAUCCUCUUCUGCUUCCUCUGCUCCUUUCUCUUCAUUGGACGCCCAAACACAGUCUCUUGCAUACUGCAACAAAUAACAUUUGCACUUGUCUUCACCUUGGCUAUUUCCACUGUUUUGGCAAAAACUCUAACUGUAAUUCUAGCCUUUAGAGUCAUGAAACCUGGGAGAACAAUGAGAAGAUUGUUUGUCUCAGGUGUGUAUAAUGCUGUUAUCCCCAUCUGUGUCCUGAUUCAACUUAUUCUCUCUGGAGUCUGGCUGGGAACUUCACCUCCCUAUAUUGACACACAUGUACACUCUGAACAUGCUCAUGUCAUCAUUUUAUGCAACAAGGGUUCAGUUACUGCUUUCUACUGUGUGUUGGCUUACUUGGGGACCCUAGCUCUAGGGAGCUUCACUAUGGCAUUUCUGGUGAGGAACCUGCCUGACACAUUCAAUGAGGCUAAGUUCCUGACAUUCAGCAUGCUGGUGUUUUGCAGUGUCUGGGUCACCUUCAUCCCUGUCUACCAGAGCACCAAGGGCAAAGCCAUGGUAGCUGUGGAGGUUUUCUCCAUCUUGGCCUCCAGUGCAGGGCUGUUGGGAUGCAUCUUUUUCCCAAAGUGCUACAUUAUUCUCUUAAGACCUGAUAAAAACUCUUUGAGAUGUAUUAAAAACAAAAAAUAGCAAAUAAAAAUUGAUAUACUAGUUUUCUAAUAAA
Messenger RNA from Meriones unguiculatus (Mongolian gerbil), 2608 nucleotides. Its product is annotated as vomeronasal type-2 receptor 26-like. Gene Ontology annotation, cellular component: membrane. Gene Ontology annotation, molecular function: G protein-coupled receptor activity. NCBI's taxonomy places the organism in Eukaryota, Metazoa, Chordata, Mammalia, Rodentia, Muridae. Gene Ontology annotation, biological process: G protein-coupled receptor signaling pathway. The transcript is spliced from 6 exons. The record is from RefSeq and is a predicted model, not a curated record. Bases 1 to 2574 code for a protein of 857 amino acids.